UAUUGAAUUUAAUAAUAAAUGGAAUAAUAAAUUUUUUUUAAUCAAUUCAAUUCAAAUAUCGUAAUUUCUACUUUUACUUUGGCCAUAAGUUUGUACAAUGAAAGUGAUUCAUGACUCGUAUUAUUUUGGCACCUAGGAUUCGAUCAUCAUUCAUGCCUUUUUGUUUUGAAAAUGAAUUAUUGAAAUUCAAAACAUUCAAAAAACAUUAAUACAUUUCAAAUUCAAUGUACAAACAUUUUCAAAAUGAAGUAUUUUCGUGCCAAUCAAUUAGGAAUCCAGAUGAUUCCAGAAUUUUUACAUCGAAAAUUAUUUGCCAAGAAAUUACCUGUUUCGAUAAAUAAUAGUCGCAAAAACAUGAUUAUUGAUCAGCUGAAAAAAUCCAUUCAAAACAUUGAAUUUAAAAUCGAUAAUACCUCUUCACCUAUUGUUACCAAAAAUCCUUGGCGAGAAUUGAUCGCAUAUCUUCCUGAAAUAACGAAUAACGAUGUUAUAACGCACAUUAAUAGUUUAGGACGACGUUACAGCGAACCAUAUUUUAAAAAAAUUGAAAAAUUAUUGCAAAUACCUGAUAAUUUGCUGACAAAUACACCGAAAAAUUGGAGUUUUAAUCAUGGCUGGACUCGUUAUGAAUUAGUCAACGACAGUGUAAACACUUGUUACAAAUCGGAACCAGUCGAACAUCCAUUGGAAGAUGCGUUAGUGUUCGAUGUUGAAGUAAGUUUAGACAAAAACAAUUACAAUCGUCCAACAUUGGCCGUAGCCUUAUCACCGAAUGCUUGGUAUUCGUGGUGUAGUGAUGCAUUGAUCAGCAUUAGUCAUGAUCAAAUUACGAAUGAUUUCAACUUUAGCAGCAAAAUCACCAUAGAUGAUUUGAUUCCAAUGGGAACAUUCGCCAAUACUGAGCGAUUAAUCGUCGGUCAUAAUGUCAGUUUUGAUCGUUCAUUUAUUCAAGAACAAUAUAAAAUUGAUCUAGAUCAGACUAGAUUUCUCGAUACGAUGAGCUUACAUAUCUGUGUGUCAGGCCUAAAUCAAGAGCAGAAAAUUUUUGCCAUACGUAAUGGAAAUCCUUGGGAAACCAUAUCUUCAUUGAAUAAUUUGAAUGAUGUAUAUAAAUUAUAUUGUCAAUCGAAAUUGGGUAUUUCAAAAGAUCCACGUGAUGUAUUCAUUAAAGGAACCAUGAUUGAUGUGGUUGAAAAUUUCUCUUAUCUGACCGAUUAUUGUGCUACUGAUGUUGUUGUAACCUUACAAAUAUUGAAAUCAUUAUUCCCUCAAUUCAUCGAUAGAUUUCCAUCGCCAAUAACAUUGGCUGGAAUGUUGGAAAUGUCUGUCAUGUAUUUACCUGCAAAUCAAAACACAUGGAAACGUUAUCUGGACGAAUCACAAUCCAUUUAUAAUCAAUAUAAAAAUGAAAUUAAUGAAACAUUGAAAGAAAUUGCUUGUGAAUCCUGUCAAGCAUUCGUGAAUGAAGAAUAUAAGAAAGAUCCAUGGUUUUGGGAUCUUGAUUGGAAGACACGUACUAUUGCUUAUAAAAAAUCGUUCAAAGAGAUUCAAUAUGACAAAUUUAAAGAUAAGGAUUCCUUCAUAAAAGAAUUAAUAGAAACAAAAAAACAUUUGAAAAAGAAUCAACCAAUUUUACCUGGAUAUCCGCAAUGGUUUGUGGAAUUAUGUGAAAAUAGCAAAUAUCUCAACAAAGUUGAUGCAUUGGAUUUCAAUGAUAUAUUCAAUUUUGAUCAAUUUAAUAUAACGACAAAAUUGCGAACUAUACCGAAAAUUCUACAGCUAAUGUGGAACGGAUAUCCAUUAUUUUUUGAUCAAACAUAUGGCUGGGGAUAUCUAGUUCCGUAUACGAAUGACGUAGAAGAUGAAUCGAAUUUUCUACCGUUUGAAACAAUGAAAAAAUUUAUCGAUGACAAUAAUUUUGAAUACUUGGAUCUUGAAAAAUGUAUCAAAGAUGUUAAAAUUCCUGGAUGUUUAUUCUUUAAACUACCUCACAAAGAUGGACCAAAUAAACGGGUUGGAAAUCCGUUAUCUAAGGAUUUUAUUAAAAAAAUCUCCGAUGGUACAUUAAAAUCUUCAAUGAGCACUGUUAGCAAUGAUCUGGUCUCACAUCAAAAUAAAAUCUCUUAUUGGGUCAAUUCUUCCAAACGAAUUCUGUCUCAAUUGAUCAUACCAUAUGAUCCCAAUACUGGUGACGGUUCCAUUUUACCAAGAGUUGUCGUUUCUGGAACGGUCACAAGACGAGCAGUAGAACCAACCUGGCUGACGGCAAGUAAUUCAUACCCGGAACGUUUAGGAAGUGAAUUGAAAGGAAUGAUACAAUGUCCCAAUGGAUAUUCAUAUGUAGGCGCUGAUGUUGAUUCACAAGAAUUAUGGAUAGCAUCAUUACUUGGUGAUUCAUAUUUUUGUGGUAUGCAAGGUGCUACCGGUCUGGGUUGGAUGACGUUGAAAGGCGAACGAAGUAAAUCAACUGAUAUGCAUAGUGUCACGGCCGCUACCAUCAACAUUACACGUAAUGAGGCAAAAGUAUUGAACUAUGCACGCAUUUAUGGUUCGGGAAUGGAAUUCGCUUCAAGAUUUUUAAAACAAUCUAACCCAUCUAUUUCAGAAGAGGAAGCCAAAAAGAAAGCAAAGAAAAUUUUUCUUCAGACUAAAGGUCAAAGAAAAAAAUCUUAUAUACAGACCGGCGAUGAUGAUAUUAAGUGGGUACGAGAAUGGUAUGGCGGUACUGAAUCAUAUAUGUUCAAUAAAUUAGAACAAAUUGCUACCUCGGCAGAACCGGAGACACCAUUUUUACGUUGUCGAAUUAGUCGAGCAUUAGAACCGACAGCAGUCGGACAUGAUUAUAUGACCAGCAGGGUCAAUUGGGUGGUACAAAGUUCAGCAGUAGAUUUUCUACACAUCAUAUUAGUAUGUAUGAAAUGGUUGAUGGAAUCGUUUCAGAUCAAAGGUCGAUUUUCUAUAAGCAUUCAUGAUGAAAUUCGUUACAUAAUACGUGAUGAAUAUCGUUUUCGUGCUGCUUUAGCAUUACAAUUUGCCAAUCUACUUACCAGAUCUUAUUUCACUUCAUCAUUGAAUUUGAAUGAUUUACCUGCAUCGGUUGCAUUUUUUACAUCAAUCGAGAUUGAUAAAUGUUUACGUAAAGAUGCGAAUGAUGAUUGUAAAACACCAUCCAAUUCAUUAGGUCUAUCCAAAGGAUAUGGUAUAUCGGCAGGAAUUUCAUUAAAUGUUUAUGAAUUAUUAGAUAUGCUAAAAUCUGAUCAAUCAUUCAUUCGAAUGUUUGAAGAUCAAACUAAAUGUAUUGAAAUUGAAAAUGUAAAUAAAAAAAUAUGAUUAUCGCCACUUUUUAUGAAUAUUAUAA
Molecule: messenger RNA, 3358 nt
Organism: Dermatophagoides farinae (American house dust mite)
Lineage: Eukaryota; Metazoa; Arthropoda; Arachnida; Sarcoptiformes; Pyroglyphidae
Gene: PolG1
Product: DNA polymerase gamma, catalytic subunit tam
Biological process (GO): mitochondrial DNA replication
Cellular component (GO): mitochondrion; gamma DNA polymerase complex
Molecular function (GO): 3'-5' exonuclease activity; DNA-directed DNA polymerase activity; DNA binding
Source: RefSeq, a predicted model, not a curated record